CCGCUGUCCUGUAGUGGGUGGCGUGUAUGGUAAAGCAUUACUUUUCAAACAUGUCGGCCGUACUUUUCCUGAAGAAAUCGCUCAGCAGACUGCCAUCCUGUGCCGCUCGCCAGGUUGUCGGCUGCUGUUAUCACACCGAAAAAGGUGUGUACGGAUACCGACCCAAACAGAGCGGGGGCCAGCACAGGCUGCAGAGGGAGCGCAUCGCGGUACUGAAUCAAGAUCAUGCUCUGUCCCGUCUGGUGGAGGCAUACAGAGAACAUGGGCACAAGGCUGCUAAAAUUAACCCCUUACAACCCCAGACGCCUGUUGCUGACAGUGUCCCGGAGAUAAACAUGCUGAAUGGCACCAUCAGAGGACCGCUCAACACCUCAGGUCUACGACACUUUGGCAAAGCGGAGGCCUCAGUGGAGGAGGUUCAGGCCUACCUGGAAGAGGCCUACUGCGGCCACCUGUCGGUGGAGACCAGUCAGCUGAGCAGCCUGGAGGAGAGGGAGUGGUUCGCUGACCGCUUCGAGGAACUCAAGAAGAAGAGUUUCUCCACUGAGGAGAGGAGGCAGCUGGCCAAGAUAAUGCUGGAGUCUCAGGAAUUUGACCACUUUCUGGCCACCAAGUUUGCUACUGUGAAACGGUACGGAGGAGAAGGAGCGGAGAGCAUGAUGGGCUUCUUCUACGAGCUUUUCUACCAGGCGGUGCACAGCGGAGUCACUGAUAUUAUCAUCGGCAUGCCGCACAGAGGCCGACUCAACCUCCUGACGGGCCUGCUGAAGUUCCCACCAGAGCUCAUGUUCCGUAAGAUGCGUGGCCUCAGCGAGUUCCCGGACACCUCGCCCGCCAUCGGCGACGUCCUCUCCCACCUCACCUCCUCAGUGGAGUUGGAUUUCGGAGCUGGACACCCUCUUCACGUGACCAUGCUGCCCAACCCGUCCCACCUCGAGGCGAUCAACCCCGUGGCUCAGGGCAAAACCCGAGCCAGGCAGCAGCUCAAGAAGGAAGGAGACUAUUCGCCCAAUGACAGCGCCCAGCCGGGGGACCACGUCGUCUGUCUGCAGGUCCACGGUGAUGGCUCUUUCACUGGCCAGGGGAUUGUUACAGAGACGUUGACCCUUUCAAACCUCCCUCACUACAGAGUCGGUGGAAGCAUCCACCUCAUUGUGAACAACCAAGUGGGCUACACCACCCCAUCCGAGAGAGGGAGAUCCUCGUUGUACUGUAGCGAUGUCGGUAAGAUGGUGAACUGCGCCGUGAUCCAUGUGAACGGAGAUGAUGCAGAGGAGGUGAUACGGGCCACUCGGCUGGCCAUGGACUACCAGCGGCUUUUCAGGAAAGACGUCAUCCUGGACCUGAUCUGCUACCGUCAGUGGGGCCACAACGAGCUGGAUGAGCCUUUCUUCACCAACCCCGCCAUGUACAAGAUCAUCCGGUCUCGUAAGAGCGUCCCUGAUUCCUACUCAGACCAGCUAAUCUCUGAGGGUCUAAUGACCGAUGCUGAACGUGACCAGAUCAAGUCCAAAUACUACGGCAUGCUCAACGACAAGCUGUCCAACAUGACCCUGUACAGCCCUCCACCCACCAACCUGCAGGGCCGCUGGGGGGAUCUGGUGGAACCCCAAGCCAGAGUCAGCACCUGGGACACGGGUGUCCCCGCUCCCCUGCUGCAGUUUGUGGGCGCAAAAUCUGUGGACAUCCCUGAGCACAUCCAGCUGCACAGCCACCUUGUAAAGACCCACGCACAGGCUCGGCUGCACAAGUUGGAAGAUGGGACCAAACUGGACUGGUCCACAGCAGAGGCUUUGGCUUUCGGCUCUCUUCUCUCCCAAGGCUUUAAUAUUCGAAUCAGCGGACAGGAUGUUGGAAGAGGCACGUUCAGUCAGCGACACGCCAUGGUGGUGUGUCAAGACACUAACGACACGUUCAUCCCUCUGAACCACAUCAGCCCUGAGCAGACAGGUUUCCUGGAGGUGUGUAACAGCCCGCUGUCUGAGGAGGCUGUGCUUGGAUUUGAAUACGGUAUGAGUAUCGCACAGCCGAAGCUCCUUCCCAUCUGGGAGGCCCAGUUUGGAGAUUUCUUCAAUGGAGCACAGAUCAUGUUUGAUACCUUCCUCUCUGGAGGUGAAGCCAAAUGGCUGCUACAGAACGGGAUGGUGAUCCUGCUGCCUCACGGCUACGAUGGAGCUGGACCCGAACACUCAUCCUGCCACAUGGAGCGCUUCCUCCAGAUGUGUGACAGUAAGGAGGAGGGCGUGGACGGUGACAAUGUGAACAUGGCUGUGGUCAACCCCACCACUCCUGCUCAGUACUUCCACCUGCUGAGGAGACAGAUGAUCCGUAACUUCCGCAAACCUCUCAUUGUGGUUGGACCCAAGACUCUGCUCAGAUUCUCUGGGGCAGUUUCCAGUCUGGCUGAACUGGCUCCAGGAACAUCUUUCAGACCAGUGUUGGGUGAUACUUCAGUCUCAGCAGAAAGUGUCCAGAAGGUGGUGCUGUGCUCAGGGAAGCAUUACUAUGCCCUGCUGAAACAGAGAGAGACAUCAGCAGCCAACCAGACCACAGCACUCAUCCGUGUGGAGGAGCUGUGUCCGUUCCCGCUGGAGCCUCUGCAGCAGGAGCUCAAAAAAUACCCCAAAGCUAAAGAAUUUAUAUGGAGCCAGGAGGAGCCUCAGAACAUGGGUCCCUGGUCUUUUGUAGCCCCCAGGUUUGAAAAGCAGCUGGCCUGCAAGCUCCGGUUAGUGAGCCGACCUGCUCUGCCCGCCCCGGCCGUCGGUAUCGGGAUCCUUCAUCAGCAGCAACAAGAGGCCAUCCUCACCACUACCUUCUCCUAAGACUCCACAAGACUGGAAACCAAAGUAACCAGUGAACAAGCAUCAGUACUACUACACUACACUACAUGUUGUAUCUGUGGUGGUCUUUCCACCAUCGGCGCCAAAUGUGCAAGGCUGCAGCACGGCGGCAGUGUGUAGGAUUUAGUGGCAUCUAGCAGUGAGGUAGCUAUGUGAAUACCCCUCACCUUACCCUCUUCUACAGUGGGUGCAAAAAACCCGAAAGACGCUCUCUGGAGUCAGUGUUUGGUUUGUCUCUACUGGGCUACCGUAGAAACAUGGCCGACCCAAACCCUCAUUCUCAGAGCUCAUUCUGAGGUGACAAAAACACACAAUUUCUUCUUUUCAGGUGAUAUUACACUAAAGAAAACAUCACUCUGAAUAUUAUAUUCCAUUUCUGCGUAUAGAUGCACCUAAAUCCUACACAGUGAACCUUUAAGAUAAUGUGGAUUGUGCAGUUACAAGAUAAAUUGAUCAAUGACAUAAAAAACUUAAAGAGAAUAAUGUUGAUAAUUUUAUUUGUACUCUUACAGUCAAAAGCAGGUUUGAAUUAUAAUGUUUGUGAUUUGAAGGCAAAGCCUGAGCCCCAUUCUCUUAUUGACUAUGCCUCUAUUCUAUAUGUGUGAAGUUACAAAGCAAUAUGGCAAGAAAAGAGAUGAAUCGAGGCCUUAGAGCCGAUGUUUACAGCGUGAUUGUAGUAAAGAAGCACUUAUACCUGACCGUCACAUUUGCAGCACUGGUGACUGUUUCUUACCUGCAUCAAGCCUGCAGACUUCACACGUCAGGAGUCUGAACUGUUUAGUCGUCUCAUGCGUUCGGUCCACAUGAGUUGUUAAUUUUUGUACUGUUCUUAACAACAAAUACCACUCGAAGUUGUUAGAAAUCUCUGAGCAUUAUCUUUUAAGUAUUUAUGUAAUGGGAGUCCUGUAACUGGAUUUUUGAACAAUCAAAGAGAGUUGUUACCUUUUUGAUUGUUAAACGUUUAUCCAACCUUGAGUUAGAUGUAUUUGGACAUUUCCUGGUACGCAUUUGAGAGGUGAGCAUUUUUACUAAGUGGUUUAAACUAAGACUUGACCUAAAAAUAAAGGCACUUAAUGGUGAAUGCAACUAAACCAAAUCUGAAUGUUCGAAUGGAAAUAUUUUCAAAUAAAUCUAUUUUCGUGUUUA
Molecule: messenger RNA, 3986 nt
Organism: Chelmon rostratus (copperband butterflyfish)
Lineage: Eukaryota; Metazoa; Chordata; Actinopteri; Chaetodontiformes; Chaetodontidae
Gene: dhtkd1
Product: dehydrogenase E1 and transketolase domain containing 1
Exons: 17
Coding region: 27-2822 (931 amino acids)
Biological process (GO): tricarboxylic acid cycle
Molecular function (GO): oxoglutarate dehydrogenase (succinyl-transferring) activity; thiamine pyrophosphate binding
Source: RefSeq, a predicted model, not a curated record